Molecule: messenger RNA, 579 nt
Organism: Drosophila subobscura
Lineage: Eukaryota; Metazoa; Arthropoda; Insecta; Diptera; Drosophilidae
Product: protein new-glue 3-like
Exons: 1
Coding region: 43-504 (153 amino acids)
Source: RefSeq, a predicted model, not a curated record
ACCCUGGUAACAUCCGACAUAUCCAACAAUCACCACCGCACUAUGAAAGUCAACGCCAACCUCUUCGCCUGGGCCAUCGUCCUGUUUGUCUGUCUGCCGAGGAGCAGUGAGGCAGUCACUUGUACCGCAGACCCCACUGUAGCUGGAUGCAUUGACUGUGCCACCAGUCCCACCGAUGCCGAGUGCGUGGCAGAAGCAGCUGCUACUGCCACCACCACUGUGGCUCCGGCAACAACGGUAGCCUCGGCCGCGACUACAGUGGCGACUGACACGACCUCCACAACAACGACGACUACGGCGGCAACCACCACUAGCACGGGCGGCAGGCGCAAGAUCGUCAGGGUCAGCAAUCUGCGUUACACCGCAGUUCGUCGCAUCCGGGUCAAUAGGAGUGGCACCACCCUCCGCACCACCAACCGCGUUACCAACCGCAAUCGCAACCGAAGACGCGCCAACGUGAGGAACAGGCGUCGCAACGGUAAUGUCCGUGUGAUUGUCGGCUAGACAAGAUCCAUCUAUUUAACUACAUUCAGAUAAUAACAAAGGCAAUAAAAUGGUUCAAAGUUCAAAAAUAAUUAU